GAUCUAGCUUUAAAAUGUUCCGACAUCUUCCCUCCUCCCCACUCUCUCCCUCGUCUACUCUGCAGAGAGAAAGAGAGAGCCCCCGUUGUUCUUUCAAAGCUCGGGGAUCUCAAACCACUCGAUCGGAGAAGCAAAGUAGCGGGAGAAGAAGAUCGGAGGAAAUGAGUAAGUCCGGUGGCCGUGAUUGGAUGCAGAUCUACUCGAUCUACGGCACCGACGAGUGGCAGACGAUUGGAUUCCUGUUCUUUCACGCCUUCGUCUUCAUCAUCUCCUCCCUUCUCCUCCUCCUCUACUUCUCCCCUUUUCUCUCCUUCCUUCACUCUCUCCUCCCCUCCCUCCCAACCCCCUUCCUCCGCUUCGCCGCCGGAUUCUCUGGAUCCGUCCUGGCCCUCUCCGCCCUCUGCCUCCUCUUCGCCGCCGCGAACAUUAUGUACUCCUCCGUCCCCCUUCGCUGGAUCAUGGCCCAGCGCAUGAUCUCCACCGUCCCUGACUGGUCCGCCGUCCGUACAGCGCUCGAUGUCGGCUGCGGCCGAGGCAUACUCCUCAACGCCGUUGCUCUGCAGCUCAAGAAGCAGGGAAGCUCCGGUCGGGUUGUUGGCCUCGAUUGCCGCCGCGAGAUCGCCGUCGCCGCACUUCGUCGCGCCGGCGCCGAGGGAGUUCAGGAGUACGUUACUUGCCGCGAGGGCGAUGCCCGUCGUCUUCCCUUCCCCGAUGGAUACUUUGAUGUUGUAGUCUCCUCGAUUCAUCUCAGCGGAAUCGGACGCCGGCCGGGGGAUUCCCCUGCGGCGGCUGCGGCAGAGAGGGGGAGGGGAUUGGGGGAGAUGAUUAGGGUUUUGAAGCCCGGUGGGGUGGGUGUAGUGUGGGAUUUGAUAUUCGUUCCGGAGUUCACUCAGAGGUUGAAGGAGAUGAUGAUGGAAGAGGUUAGGGUUUCGGAGAGGGUCACGGCGUAUAUGGUGAACAGUCAUAUGGUUUCAUUUCGGAAACCAAUGGAUGAAUUCCUGAACGGGGCGGCGCCGCCUCUAGACUGGAGGGCUAACAUCUGCUAAAAGUUUUCCAGCGGACAAUCAACGGUGAUCGGUACUCUCUCUCUUUCUCAAUUUCUCCUUUCAGUCAUCACCUACUAUCCUAUCUCGCCUACUACAACUGUGAAUUAUCUUACUAAGUAGUGCUGGGUUAGGCUUAAUAGAUCUAUAAUCUAUAUUAAGAAGAGAAUUAUAUCGCCUCAAAUCAAUGGAGGAAUGUAAUUCAUGAUAUGUUACUAUGUUAGUAUGAGCUUGAAUUUGUAUUUUAAUCUAUUAUUAUAUUAUAUUAUGCAAUUGUUACAAUACAGAUUUAGCAUAUAAA
Messenger RNA from Dendrobium catenatum, 1344 nucleotides. RefSeq lists its product as uncharacterized. The transcript has a single exon. The record is from RefSeq and is a predicted model, not a curated record. Lineage: Eukaryota; Viridiplantae; Streptophyta; Magnoliopsida; Asparagales; Orchidaceae. Bases 15 to 1046 code for a protein of 343 amino acids. Gene Ontology annotation, molecular function: S-adenosylmethionine-dependent methyltransferase activity.